Molecule: messenger RNA, 4732 nt
Organism: Oryctolagus cuniculus (rabbit)
Lineage: Eukaryota; Metazoa; Chordata; Mammalia; Lagomorpha; Leporidae
Product: solute carrier family 23 member 1
Biological process (GO): transmembrane transport
Cellular component (GO): membrane
Molecular function (GO): transmembrane transporter activity
Source: RefSeq, a predicted model, not a curated record
AAAAAAUUAGAAUUACCAGAAGUAUGGUUUUUUUUUUAAUAAUCACUUGGUGAUGUAUCUUUAAAAAAAAAAAAGGAAAGGAAAUGGAAAAGCCUCUGUUGAGCCCAGAUCUUUGCCCCGGCCUCCCCCCCACCCCCGCACCUGAGUUCCAGAAUGUGGGGCCAGGCCGCACCCUCGCAGGCUGUGUCCCCGGCUUUGCUUGCUCAGCGCCACAGGGGAUCAUUAACUUCCCCGUGGUUACUCAGACGUCCACAUUAGGACUCAUUUGCCACAGCUGAACGCCCCUAGGUGGCCGCAGCAGGCAGGUGAGCCCCGGGGCCCCUCCCUCCCUGUCAGGCGCCCUGAGAAGUUAAUCUUCCUGCCAGCAGUGGCCUUUUUUCCGUGUUCUUGUCCUGCUGCCUCGGAGAAGACCGAAGAGGGCCCUGAGUCGCCAUGGACUCUGCCGUUCUCCGCUGGGAGCCUCCCAACCCCUCGAAGAGUGAUGAUGUGUCCAGCUUCCACACUGAUGACCAAGACAGGAAGAAGAAUGGGCAACCUGGGAGCCCUAGCCCCAGCCACCUGGCCUAUGGCAUCUUGGACACCCCACCGUGGUAUCUCUGCAUCUUCUUAGGGAUCCAGCACUUCCUCACGGCCCUGGGGGGGCUCGUGGCAGUGCCGCUCAUCCUGGCCAAGGACCUGUGCCUGCAGCACGACCCCCUGACACAGAGCUACCUCAUCAGCACCAUCUUCUUCGUCUCGGGGCUCUGCACUCUCCUGCAAGUGUUCCUAGGGAUCAGGCUGCCCAUUCUCCAAGGAGGCACGUUUGCUUUUCUGGCGCCCUCCCUGGCCAUGCUGUCCCUGCCUGCCUGGAAGUGCCCCGAGUGGACACUCAACGCCAGCCAGGUGAACACCAGCUCUCCUGAAUUCACUGAGGAAUGGCAGAAGAGGAUUCGGGAGCUGCAGGGUGCCAUCAUGGUCGCCUCCUGUGUCCAGAUGCUAGUGGGCUUCUCGGGCCUCAUCGGCUUUCUCCUGCGCUUCAUCGGCCCCCUGACCAUCGCGCCGACCAUCGCCCUGGUGGCCCUGCCUCUCUUUGAUUCUGCGGGCGCCGACGCCGGGAUCCACUGGGGCAUCUCUGCCUUGACCAGCUUCCUCAUCGUGCUGUUCUCUCAGUACCUGAAGAACGUCGCCGUGCCCGUGCCGGUCUACGGGGAGAAGGGCCGCACCUCCAAGUUCUACCUGUUUCAGGUCUUCCCUGUGCUGCUGGCCCUCUGCAUCUCCUGGCUCGUCUGCUUCGUGCUCACCAUCACCGACACCCUCCCUGUGGCCCCCAGUGCCUAUGGGCACCUGGCUCGCACCGACACCAAAGGCAGCGUCCUGAGCCAAGCCCCCUGGUUUCGCUUCCCUUACCCAGGACAGUGGGGCCUGCCCACGCUCAGCCUGGCGGGGGUCUUUGGGAUCAUCGCGGGAGUGAUCUCCUCCAUGGUGGAGUCUGUGGGUGAUUACUACGCAUGUGCCCGGCUGGUGGGGGCCCCGCCACCCCCAAAGCACGCUGUCAACCGCGGCAUCGGCAUCGAGGGUCUCGGCUGCCUGCUGGCCGGCGCCUGGGGCACAGGGAACGGCACCACCUCCUACAGCGAGAACGUCGGGGCGCUGGGCGUCACCAGGGUGGGGAGCAGGAUGGUGAUCGUCGCCGCGGGCUGCGUGCUGCUGUUGAUGGGUGUUUUGGGGAAGAUCGGGGCCGCGUUUGCCACCAUCCCGACCCCCGUGAUUGGAGGCAUGUUCCUGGUCAUGUUCGGGGUCAUCACCGCCGUGGGCAUCUCGAAUCUGCAGUAUGCGGACAUGAACUCCUCCAGGAACCUGUUUGUCUUCGGCUUCUCCAUCUACUGCGGGCUCGCCGUUCCCAGCUGGGCCAACAGGAACCCCGAGAUCCUCCAGACAGGUGUUCCACAGCUGGACCAGGUCAUCCAGGUGCUGCUGACCACGGGCAUGUUUGUGGGCGGAUUUCUGGGCUUCCUCCUGGACAACACUAUCCCCGGAAGCCGGGAGGAGCGGGGCCUGCUGGCCUGGACUCGGAUGCAGGAGGCAGCUGGGGAGACUGCGAUGGCUGCCGAGGUCUACCAGCUGCCCUGGGGCAUCGGCACCAAGUUCUGCACGCCCUCCUGUGCCCAGCACCUCCCGUUCUGGCCCAGCAAACGGCACCCACCUGCUGCUGCCGAGACCAGGCUGAGACCCGGAUGCACAGGCUGCUGUGACCCGGGCAGCUCCCAGAACCCGCCAUCCCAGGCAGGAGCUGUUCUCUGCAGGGGCCACUCUGUCCCGAACCCCCGGCCCGCCUCUGGCUGGUGUUCAGAGCAGUGGGUGGGCAGCCCCGAGCUCCCCCUGGGGAGCGACACCCUCUUGGCCAAACUGUAACGCUGAUCAGAAACAGUUCUUGGCUUCCCUGUAGCCGUGCCUGGGCUGCUCAGUGGUCCUGGGUUGGUGACCGUGAACUUCCCAGGGGCUGGCAGUGCCGCCUUCCCCAAAUGCAUCCUGUCUUUAUUCUAAAGCCCCUCCCGCCUCUGUCCUCGUCCUGGUCCUCCCAGGGAGGGGGAGUUUGGGAAGCACCCCCACCCCGUCCCCACGUCUGUGCCGUGGGCGUGUCUCCCCGUCCCGGGCAUCCUGAGAAAGCUGGCCUCCGCCUGUGCGAUCAUCCUCCCCUCUUGCGUCCUCAACUUUUCCUUCUUGGAGUAAUCGAGUCUGCCAACUUCCAUUUUUAUUUUUUAACCUGACUUGUGUGUAUGGCGUGGUGGCAUUAGAACACUAGGGGUCAGCCUCUAUAGCAAGCUGCCGGAAAAUGGGCUGCUGCUCCCGGAGACCCUGGGCUGCACAUCCUCCCUCCUGCCCCCUGUCUCUCCCCCUGCAGCACUUCCUGCCCUGCCCACCUCUGCCCUUUCUUUUCUUUGGGUUGGACCGUGAGGAUUUGGGAGUACCUGGUGGCAUUCUCACCAGCUGGGCUGUUUGCCAGUACAGGGGAGCCACAGCAGGACAGACAGCAGGAGAGCAGUGCUGGGACCGUGCCCGGGAAGAGCCUCCGUCUGCCCUUAGCUGUCCUGUGUGUGUCAGAACACGUGGUUUCAGAGCCCUGGGGAUGAGGCAGCUCUGUGAGAGGCAUACGCAGAAGGAGCCGUUUCUGACAUUUCCAUAAAAGCAUCAAGGCCCGUUGUUCAGGGUCAAGGUCACAGGAGUGCCUUUUUCCACCUGCAGCUGAGAGCUGCUGGGUGGGAGGGGCAGGCGUGACUAGGUUGAUAGAGAACGAGUGUUGAAUCUGAUGCCCAGCCCAGUCACCCUUCCACCCACACACUGAUCUGCUGGAGCCCAUGGCAUCUGUCAACUCCAAGGUCACUGUCAGAAUCUGCCACCCCUGGGGUUAAGGCCACUCAGGACAUCAGAGCCCCAAGGGUUCAAGUCCCAGCUCCACCCCCAAUGUCAGCUUCCUGCUAAUGUACACCCUGGGGUGGGGGGUGGGGGCAGCAGGUGGUGGCUCAAGUCGUUGGGCCCCUGCCACCCACAUGGGAGACCAGGACAGGGGUUCUGGCUCCCAGUUUUGGCCUGGUUCAGCCCUGUCUGUUGCAGGCAUCUGUGGAGUGAAUUAGCACAUGGAAGCUCUGUCUCUCAAAUAAAGAUAAGUUGAUCAGUUAGGAAAAACGAACCCUGUACCUUGCUCAGGUCCUUUAGUGCCCGACGCUGCUGGCCUGGUAUUCUCGUCCUCCAUCCCCCUGCUCGACUCCUGCCCCCACCUUUAUCUUCGCUUUCUCCCUUCCCAGCCAUGACCUUGAGGUGUCGCCGUGGCUGAGGACUGGCUUCGUGUUUCUGCAUCCUAACUCUUUACUGUCCGGCUGGAGGUUUUUCACAUUUUCACCUUAAAAUAACCACAAACACGCUGUCCAUUCUGGGGGAAGUGGGGGAUCCUGGGUUCUCUUCUGUUUCUUGGUUUUGUGGCUUCAGCCAAAGCUGUGGUUUCUCCAUCUGCCAAAUGGAGGUAACGACAGGUGCCUGGCCUCUCCCGCAGAGCUGUUUGAGUGACAGUGGUCCAGCACAGGUCCCCAAGGGGUGCCUGUGACCGUUGGCUUGAGCUGUCAACUUGGCCAAACUGCGGUGCCCAGGUACUCAGCCAAACGCUGGUGUCCGGGGUGCUUGUGAGCACGUGGUGUGGGUGUGGUUAGCAUCUCCAGGCAGCCGGCUGCAGACGGAGGGUGCUCUUGCUCCCUGAUGUGUCACGGGAGGUCGCCAGGAGGAGGAGUUGUGCCUGGAGACUGUAGCAUCAGCUCCUACCUCGGCGUCCAGCCCGCUGACCCCACACUUGUGGGAAUCAAGUCCUCAAAAUAAACCCACAUCUUCCUCUCCAGCCUGGUGGUUCCUUUCUUUGCGGAACCCUCCCACUGCAGUCCUGACUCGUGUGGGAAGUUCCCGGUGAGGUUACAAGAGAGCACCUUACUGAUAAUCCAGGCAGAGUCCUCGCCGGGGACAAAGAAGUUCACUCUGGGCCACGCCAGUGUCCAACAGGGCAUGAGAAGGAGAAAACCACUGCUGGGACUGAAGGCGGACUGUGGGGACAUCAGCCCUGGCACGUGACCGUGGGGAAAAGGGACACCCCAGCAUUACAGGGAGCUCUGUCCUGCCUGGGGGCCACUGGCACUCCCGGCUCCAGGAAUGAAAUCUCAGCCUUGGACUCGGUGGGUCAGGGGAGGGCCUGGUACAAUCAGGUGGACGCUGG